CAGAGCCAGGGGGCGCCGGGCAGGAGGCGUGGACACAAGGUCCAGCCGCGAGGGCUCCAGGGCCAAAGGACAUGAUGCUGCCUCUACCACAGCUGCCACCAUGGAGCGCGGGGCCCAGAUAGACGUGCCGCGACGCAGGGCGUGGGUCCCCGAUGCUCCGGUGGGGCCUGCCAUGGACGGGGAGUACCCUGAGCACGAGCCCCCGCCGGCGGGCGGUGUCCUGUACAGCCCACCCCCCCUGCAGGGCGCCAUGCUGCACUACUCCUGGUGGAACCCCUACUCGCCGGCACCCUACCCAGCCUUCCCCGGCGAGAGCCACCAGCUCAUGAGCCCUGCUGCCCUCCUGAACGGUCAGCCCUGCCUGGACACCAGCUAUGCCUCCACGGGCACCGCCUCCAGCUUUCUGCCAAAGAGCAGCGACUUUUCUCAGGACCCCUCGUACCUCGAGGACCUCUCCAAUGCCUCUGUGUUCUCCUCGUCCGUGGACUCCCUGUCGGACAUCGCGGACACGCCCGACUUCCUGCCGGCCGACAGCCUCAGCCAGGUGCCCACCAUCUGGGACGUGAGCACCGCCCCCUCCUCCCAGGACACGCUGUUCCUGCCCACCCCACAGUUUCCCCGCCUCGAGGACCCUGUGUCUUCUCUCCCCAGCACCCCACUUCUCAUCAGCUACCAGUCGCAGACUCAGCACGAAGACGAGGAGGAGGCCGAGGAGGAGGAGGUGGAGGAGCUGGGCCAAACGGAGACCUACGCGGACUACGUGCCCUUCAAGUCCAAGAUUGGGAAGCAGCAUCCUGACCGAGUGGUGGAGACCAGCACGCUGUCCAGCGUCCCGCCCCCGGACAUCACCUACUCCCUGGCGCUGCCCGACCGCGGGGUCCUGUCGGCCCUGCAGCUGGAGGCCAUCACGUAUGCCUGCCAGCAGCACGAGGUCCUGCUCCCCAGCGGGCAGCGCGCAGGCUUCCUGAUCGGCGACGGGGCCGGUGUGGGCAAGGGCCGCACGGUGGCUGGCAUCAUCCUGGAGAACUACCUGAGGGGCCGGAAGAAGGCCCUGUGGCUCAGCGUCUCCAACGACCUCAAGUAUGAUGCGGAGCGCGACCUGCGGGACAUCGAGGCCCCUGGCAUCGCGGUGCACGCGCUCAGCAAGAUCAAGUACGGUGACAAUACUACCUCAGAGGGCGUCCUCUUCGCCACCUACUCCGCCCUGAUCGGGGAGAGCCAGGCGGGCGGCCAGCACCGCACGCGCCUCCGGCAGAUCCUCGAGUGGUGCGGGGAGACCUUUGACGGUGUGAUCGUGUUUGAUGAGUGUCACAAGGCCAAGAACGCCAGCUCCACCAAGAUAGGCAAGGCCGUCCUGGACCUGCAGGGCAAGCUGCCCCUGGCCCGCGUGGUCUACGCCAGCGCCACAGGCGCCUCGGAGCCCCGGAACAUGAUCUACAUGAGCCGCCUGGGUAUCUGGGGCCAGGGCACGCCCUUCCGAACCUUCGAGGAGUUCCUGCAUGCCAUCGAGAAGAGGGGCGUGGGUGCCAUGGAGAUCGUGGCCAUGGACAUGAAGGUCAGCGGCAUGUACAUCGCGCGCCAGCUCAGCUUCUCCGGAGUCACCUUCCGUAUCGAGGAGAUCCCGCUGGCCCCGGCCUUCGAGCGUGUCUAUGACCGAGCGGCCCUGCUGUGGGCCGAGGCGCUGGGCGUGUUCCAGCAGGCAGCCGACUGGGUCGGCCUGGAGUCGCGCAAGUCCCUGUGGGGCCAGUUCUGGUCGGCCCACCAGCGCUUCUUCAAGUACCUGUGCAUCGCCGCCAAAGUGCGCCGGCUGGUGGAGCUGGCUCGCCUGGAGCUGGCCCAGGACAAGUGCGUGGUCAUCGGGCUGCAGUCCACAGGGGAGGUGCGGACGCGGGAGGUGCUGGAGGAGAGUGACGGCCGUCUCCACUGCUUCGUGUCAGCUGCCGAAGGCGUCUUUCUGUCGCUAAUUGAGAGGCAUUUCCCUUCCACCAAGAGAAGGCGGGACAGAGGCGCGGGCAGAAAGAGAAAACGGCGGCCACGGGGCCGCGGGGCCAAGGCCUCCAGGCUGGCGUGUGAGGUGGCCGGUGUGAUCCGCAUCAGCGAUGACAGCAGCACCGAGUCAGACGCCGGCCUGGACAGCGACUGCAACUCCUCACCCGAGUCCCUGGUGGAUGACGACGUGGUCAUUGUGGACGCAGUUGGGCUCGCCGCGGACGACCGGGGACCCCCGUGUCCCCUGCAGAGGGACCCGCACGGUCCUGGCGUCUUGGAGCGGGUAGAGCGGCUGAAGCAGGACCUGCUGGCCAAGGUGCGGGCGCUGGGCCAGGAGCUGCCUGUCAACACCCUGGACGAGCUCAUCGAGGAGCUCGGGGGGCCGGAGCAGGUGGCCGAGAUGACAGGCAGGAAAGGCCGGGUUGUGUCCAGGCCCGACGGGACAGUGGCCUUCGAGUCUCGGGCAGAGCAGGGCCUGUCCAUCGACCACGUGAACCUCAGGGAGAAGCAACGCUCGUGGCCAUCAUCUCUGAGGCCUCCAGCUCCGGCGUCUCCCUCCAAGCCGACCGCCGAGUGCAGAACCAGCGGCGCCGUGUGCACAUGACACUGGAGCUGCCCUGGAGCGCGGACCGCGCCAUCCAGCAGUUCGGCCGCACCCACCGCUCCAACCAGGUCUCCGCGCCGGAGUACGUCUUCCUCAUCUCUGAACUGGCCGGGGAGCGCCGCUUUGCCUCCAUCGUGGCCAAGCGCCUGGAGAGCCUGGGCGCCCUGACCCACGGAGACCGCCGAGCCACCGAGUCCCGAGACCUGAGCAAGUACAACUUCGAGAACAAGUACGGCGCCCGGGCCCUCAGCUGCGUGCUCACCACCAUCCUGAACCAGACGGAGAACAGGGUGCCCUUGCCCAAGGGCUACCCAGGAGGGGGUGCUGCCUUCUUCCGAGACAUGAAGCAGGGCUUGCUGUCGGUGGGCAUCGGCGGGCGCGAGUCCCGAUCCGGCUGCCUGGACGUGGAGAAGGACUGCUCCAUCACCAAGUUCUUGAACCGCAUCCUCGGACUGGAGGUGCACAAGCAGAACGCCCUGUUCCAGUACUUCUCCGACACCUUCGACCACCUCAUCGAGAGGGACAAGAGGGAGGGCAAAUACGACAUGGGCAUCCUGGACCUGGCCCCGGGCAUCGACGAGAUCUACGAGGAGAGUCAGCAGGUGUUCCUGACACCCGGCCACCCACAGGACGGGCAGGUGGUCUUCUACAAGAUCAGCGUGGACCGCGGUCUGAGGUGGGAGGAGGCCUUCGCCAAGUCGCUGGAGCUGACCGGCCCCUACGACGGCUUCUACCUCUCCUACAAGGUUCGGGGCAACAAGCCCAGCUGCCUCUUGGCGGAGCAGAACCGCGGCAAGCACUUCACCGUGUACAAGCCCAACAUCGGCCGACAGAGCCAGCUGGAGACCUUGGACAGCCUGUGCCGCCAGGUGCCCGGCCCCUACGGCGGCUUCUACCUCUCCUACAAGGUUCGGGGCAACAAGCCCAGCUGCCUCUUGGCGGAGCAGAACCGCGGCAAGCACUUCACCGUGUACAAGCCCAACAUCGGCCGACAGAGCCAGCUGGAGACCUUGGACAGCCUGUGCCGCAAGUUCCACCGGGUGCCCCCAGAGGAGGCCAAGGAGCCCUGGGAGAGCGGCUACGCAUACUCGCUGACGCACUGCAGCCACAGCGCCUGGUGAGGGCACCCAGGGCCCUGCCCACUCCCAGGCCAGGUGGGCGGGGAGUGUGGGGCCUGGGGGCGGGGCCUGGAGGCCAGGAGCAGCAGCUACCUACAGAUCGUGCGCCUCAAGACCAAGGACAAGAAGAAGCAAGUGGGCAUCAAGGUCCCGGAGGCCUGCGUGCGCCGCGUGCGCACGGCCGACCCCGCGGCGCUGGCGCACCAGGGCUGCGACAUCAACUUCAAGGAGGUGCUGGAGGACAUGCUGCGCUCCCUGCACGCUGCGCCCGACGACACCCCGAGUCCGCUGGGGGGCGGCGUGGGGCCAGGGGCCGAGCGGCAGAGCGUCAUCCACUUCAGCCCACCCUUCCCCAACUCCUAG
Messenger RNA from Tupaia belangeri chinensis (Chinese tree shrew), 4074 nucleotides. RefSeq names its product strawberry notch homolog 2 (gene SBNO2). The record is from RefSeq and is a predicted model, not a curated record. Gene Ontology annotation, molecular function: chromatin DNA binding; histone binding. Gene Ontology annotation, biological process: positive regulation of transcription by RNA polymerase II; osteoclast differentiation; macrophage activation involved in immune response. Lineage: Eukaryota; Metazoa; Chordata; Mammalia; Scandentia; Tupaiidae. Gene Ontology annotation, cellular component: nucleus.